Molecule: messenger RNA, 1395 nt
Organism: Aspergillus clavatus NRRL 1
Lineage: Eukaryota; Fungi; Ascomycota; Eurotiomycetes; Eurotiales; Aspergillaceae
Product: serine/threonine-protein phosphatase
Exons: 3
Coding region: 1-1395 (464 amino acids)
Biological process (GO): double-strand break repair via homologous recombination; peptidyl-serine dephosphorylation
Cellular component (GO): nucleus; cytoplasm
Molecular function (GO): protein serine/threonine phosphatase activity
Source: RefSeq, a predicted model, not a curated record
AUGGGUAGCGUAAUUGUAACGAAGGACACACGAACUGACUUGUUGGAUCCGGAGAAGCGGACGAAGACUGGAACUGGAACGAUGAAAUUCACGGCGAUUGCGCAGUUACGCGCUUGUCGCUUAAUUCCCGAGUCCGAGGUGCGCGAACUCUGCUACAAGGCCCGGGAGAUCUUGAUAGAAGAAGGAAAUGUUGUGUCUGUGGAUGCGCCAGUCACGAUAUGUGGAGAUAUCCAUGGCCAGUUCCAUGACCUGAUGGAGCUGUUCCGUGUCGGCGGAGACGUUCCUGACACCAAUUACUUAUUCAUGGGCGAUUUUGUCGAUCGCGGGUUCUAUUCUCUCGAGUCAUUCCUCCUCCUUCUCUGUCUCAAAGUCCGCUACCCUGAUCGCAUCACCCUGAUCCGUGGGAACCACGAAUCCCGCCAAAUCACAACCGUCUACGGCUUCUACGACGAGUGCAUUCGCAAAUAUGGCAGCGCCAAUGUGUGGCGGUACUGUUGUGAAGUGUUUGAUUACCUAGCCCUGGGCGCGCUCGUGCUGGGGACAAGCUCGGAGCUGGAGCCGACGGGACCAAGCAUGAACGAUACCACCCAGUCCACGAUGCCGCUUGAUGAUGGAGAAUUAGAAACGGAGGUCCUCAACUCACGAGGGGAGGUUACAAUGAGCACGUACAGGCGGCGACAGAGAUCCUCGUCAGACGCAUCGACCGACUCCAGAAAUAUCUCUCCGCCAAGAGACAUCUCCGCGGCGCCAGGCCAGACACCUGCUCGAACCGGUCCCCCCGGCACAGGUGCUUCAGGACACGGCGCAGGGAGCUAUACCAGUCGAACCGGCGCAGUACUCUGCGUCCACGGCGGUCUUUCUCCGCUGAUAGACACGGUGGACAAGAUCCGCCUGAUCGACCGCAAGCAAGAAGUUCCACACGAGGGCGCCAUGUGCGACUUGCUCUGGUCAGACCCGGACGAGAUCGAAGGCUGGGGGUUGAGUCCACGCGGUGCAGGUUUCUUAUUUGGCGGCGAUAUCGUGAAGCAAUUCAACUACAAGAACGAUUUAUCCCUGGUGGCUCGGGCUCACCAGCUCGUCAUGGAGGGCUACAAGGAGAUGUUUGACGGCGGGAUCGUCACUGUCUGGUCAGCCCCCAACUAUUGCUACCGCUGUGGCAACGUCGCCGCCAUCCUGGAGCUCGGCGAGGACGCAAGCAACGGUGGCACAGUCGUCAGAAGCAACGGUGAUUUCGGGCGGAGUAACGGCGUGCUGGGAGCAGAUGGCGGCGGCCCACGCGUCGUCAGCCCCGGGAGAAGAUACAGGGUGUUUGAGGCCGCCGCGCAGGAUACAAGGGGCAUGCCUGCGAAGAAACCUGUUGCUGAUUAUUUCCUGUUUGAUAAUCUACCGUUCUAA